AUGCAUAAUAGCAGUCAAUAUAACACUGCCAUAUUCCCGUCCAGUCAGGAUUCCCUCAACUACUACUCCAACCACCCACAAAGAACAGAACGCGUCGCUUUAGAGCCUUCAAAUACCACAGUUCUGAAGUACAAAAUCAUGGAUAAGCUAUUUUCGGUAUUCAAGGCGACUCCUAAAACCGGCACAAUCGCGGACUUCAUAAAGCUGCACCCAUACGUAGAGAGACUGGCCAACCACAUGUACGGCAAGACCAAUAUCACAAAGAUGGCCUACGGCAAGGUCAGUGACACGGCAUAUAUCAUUAUUAUGUUGGAUCAUGCGCCGAUUGGCGCCGAAGGAUCGGUCCAGGAAUCAUUUCUGCGUCUCAACGCAAACUUCUACGAGGUGCUCAAGGACCAGUUUGACCAUGAGACUUACAAGAUACUCAUCAAAAGGGGCCAUUGGGUAGCUCCCGUCGGAAUCCACGAAGAAUUUGAUGUUUUCGUCAAUCACCCUAUUAGCGGGAGGCUCAUUGUGGCACCUAUCGAUAAGCAGAAGCAGUAUAUGAGGUCGAUGUAG
Pseudomassariella vexata is the source of this 558-nucleotide messenger RNA. RefSeq lists its product as uncharacterized. The record is from RefSeq and is a predicted model, not a curated record. The transcript has a single exon. The coding region runs from base 1 to 558 and encodes 185 amino acids. Lineage: Eukaryota; Fungi; Ascomycota; Sordariomycetes; Amphisphaeriales; Pseudomassariaceae.